AUGAAUCCAUCCGUCAGUUUCACGGUUUCCACGAAGAAGACGAGCAAACCGGUGGUGAUGCGUCAGCGUGUUUACGACUUCCUGUACGAUCCGCUUCACACGGUUUGCUCCGAGGUGGAUCACAUCCGGUCCAGAGCCUCAUUAAACAGACUGCGGCGCCUGGCGGAGUAUGACACCAUGUUCGGCAGCCUGCCGCAGCACCCGGGCUUCACGCUGCAGCCGGACCCCUCGGACCCCGUGCCCAAGUCGGUGGACCGGGCCUGGCGCGGCUACAGGGACCAGCACAGCAUGACUCUGCAGCAUCUCACCGGGUAACAGCAGCCGCUCCGGAGCCGGGUCCCGGCACAAAGUCAUCGUGGGGCUGAUCUCUGGAAAUACUUUCAACGACCUCUGGUCCCCUUGACUCGGCGGCUUCCCACUGACGUGAUCUAUGGUUUGCAACAAGAGAACGCUGCGGCGGCUGGUGGGAAGAAAGCAGUGAAGCAGCCCACCCACGCCACGGUGGGGGUGCAGACGGACUACAGGGAGAGCGAGACGCAGACCGACCCGUACUGCCCCGAGUUCGUGAUCCGCCCGGGCACGACUCCCACGGACCUGCUGGAGCUGGCUCCUCUGACCUGGGGUCACGGUCUGCCCGCUGGCCUGGCGGAGGUGGAGAUCAUCGAGCGGGCCCGGGCCAAACGGGUCUGGGAGGCGAGUCUCCCCCCCCAGGACGACCUGAGUCAGCUGGACAAGAGGAGGCGGAUGAUGGAGGAGAUGGAGGCCAAGGAGUGGGCCUUCAGGGAAACAGAGAUCCAGAAGCUGCAGGAGUCCCGCCUGGUGGUGCUGACGCAGCUACUGAGGCAGAGAGACGAGGUCCAGAGAGACAUGACAGACCAGAGACUGACACACAGCUACUUCAAGCUCCUGAGCCACCGGGAGGGAAAACUACACAAGACCCACAGCCACCACACCCGCUCCCUGAGGAAACUGCAAACCAAGGGAAGGAGCAUGAAGGCCCAGGUGAAGCGACUCGGCCUGAAAGACACUGAGUUCGUCCCUCACUCCCUCAGGGGAUCGUUCACCGGAGCUCCCAGCAGCGCGCCCAAGAAACACCACCUGAACACAUACGAAGGCCUGAUGGAGCUGGAGGCCCGGUCCUCCACCCCGCUCUGUCAGCUGCGGCUGAAAAGAUCCAAAGACGUCAUCAAGGACGUGAUCCAGCCGUCCGUGAAGAAAGCGUUAGAGCAAAUGAACACAUACAAGGCGCUGAGGGAGAAGAGGACGGAGAUGCCGUUACGUUUCCUGGUCAAGAAGGAGAAGCCGGUUCCUCGUCCGGCCACGCCCGUCGUGGAGGAGCCGUCCGAGGAAGAAGAGGAGACGGAGCUCGCUGUCAUCCACCUGCAGAAGCUGCUGAGAGGAAAGAGCGUCCAGAACGAGAUGUUUAAGGGCAAAGAAAACCACAUGGACCUGAUCCAGGAGCUGAGGACGGUCCACGCUCUGCAGAGACAAGAGCAGGAGCUGCAGCGGGUGGACAAGGAGCUGAUGAUCACCCUGAAGACACAGAGAGACAAAGAGAGACUCGAGACGUGUCAGACCGAGGCGUCCCAGGCCCGAGUGAUCGGCGUGGAGCUGGAGGACAUGUUCGACACCUUGUCCAAGGAGCUGAUUCGUCUCCAGGAGGAGCGGCGGAUCCACGCCUUCACGCUCCUCGCCGAGAGGGAGCGCCGCAUCCGAGAGGCGGAGGAGAGCGGCCGGAGGCAGCUGGAGGAGUACAGACGCAGAGAAGAGGAUGAGAUCUUCAGACAAGUGGUGGAGAUUCACCAGGAAACUGUGGACUUCUAUCUGGAGAGCGUCAUCCUGGGAACCGUGGAGCAGACGGCGGACGACCAGGCCCGAGAGGAGAUCCGCCGGAGAGCGAAGGAGAUCAACGACAUCGUUUACGCUGCGGAGAAAAGCAGGAACAACCUUCAGUCGGAGGAGAUCGUGUCAGAGCUGGUUUACAGUUUCCUCAUCCCAGAGGUGGAGAAGAUCAACAUCAGGAGAAGAGUUCACGCGAGGCAGCAGAAACACUUGCAGGCCGUUCGGGAGCUCAUCAAUGAGGCUGCAGAGGGUUCUGGGAUCCGUCCCUCCUCCCCUCCUUCCUGCGUUGAGGAGCUGAGCAGCCAAGAGCCGGAUCAUCAGCAGGAAGCAGAACCUGAACCUCACGGAGUAGAGACCUCAACGACUGAUCCUACCGAGUAA
Limanda limanda (common dab) is the source of this 2223-nucleotide messenger RNA. It is a transcript of the gene cfap91, whose product is annotated as cilia and flagella associated protein 91. The record is from RefSeq and is a predicted model, not a curated record. The transcript has 18 exons. Lineage: Eukaryota; Metazoa; Chordata; Actinopteri; Pleuronectiformes; Pleuronectidae.